Messenger RNA from Impatiens glandulifera, 1895 nucleotides. RefSeq lists its product as uncharacterized. The transcript has 3 exons. NCBI's taxonomy places the organism in Eukaryota, Viridiplantae, Streptophyta, Magnoliopsida, Ericales, Balsaminaceae. The record is from RefSeq and is a predicted model, not a curated record. Bases 135 to 1625 code for a protein of 496 amino acids.
AAGGCCAUCUUUUUACCUCUUCUUCUUCAUUAAGCACCAAUCUCUCUCUCCGGCAGAGAAAGCUUUUAUGUACACUGUACUUCUUCUUCAUCAUCAUCAUCAUCCAUCCUCUGUUCUAGAUUAUCUCUCCAACAAUGGUGAUGGGUGUUAAGCUUAUUAUAAUAACAUUCUGUUUGAAUGUUAUGAUCUUCCAUUGUGAAGGAAUAGGCAAAUUAAGCAAUGAAAUAUCAUCAAUGGCGUCUGCAGUUGGAGACCCAGGAAUGAGAAGAGAUGGUUUAAGAAUUGCAUUCGAAGCUUGGAACUUCUGUAAUGAAGUCGGCCAUGAAGAAGCUCCUUCCAUGGGUAGUCCCAGAGCAGCCGACUGUUUCGACCUUUCAGAAGAUUAUUCAUUGAAUCACAAGAUCAGUGAAAAAAUCAACAAGCUUGGAGUUGGUCAGUCAUUUCCAGGAUUAACUUCAUCAGCUAUGAACAAUACAGACUUAUAUGCAGUUGAGAAGGAGAUUUAUCUAGCUUCAUUAUGUGAAGUUAAAGAAUCUUCAGAAAAUCCAUGGCAGUUUUGGAUGAUUAUGUUGAAGAAUGGUAAUUAUGAUUCAACUUCUGGUUUAUGUCCUGAAAAUGGGAAGAAGGGUUCUCCUUUUAAACCAGGAAGGUUUCCUUGUUUUGGAAAUGGAUGUAUGAACCAGCCAGAUUUAUAUCAUGAACAAACAAGGUAUGAUAGGAAAACUAAUACUAUGAUUGGAAGUUUUAAGGGGAGUUAUGAUUUGGGUUCAGAUAUUAUUGUUAAUAAUAAUGAUACCUCCUACUUUGAGGUUGUUUGGGAGAAGAAGAUUGGAAUUGGGAGUUGGGUUUUUUAUCAUAAAUUGAAGACUUCUAAGAAGUAUCCAUGGUUGAUGUUGUAUUUAAGAGCUGAUGCAACUAAAGGUUUUUCUGGUGGUUAUCAUUAUGAUACUAGAGGAAUGCUCAAAACUUUACCGGAGUCGCCAAACUUCAAAGUGAAGUUGACAUUGGACAUUAAACAAGGAGGGGGGCCAAAGAGUCAAUUCUACUUAAUAGAUAUGGGAAGUUGUUGGAAAAACGACGGUUCACCAUGCAAUGGCGAUGUUCUAACCGACGUGACUCGAUAUAGCGAGAUGAUUAUCAACCCUGAGACACCAGCUACUUGCAGCCCGACCGGGCUGCAAAAUUGCCCGCCUUACCAUAUUACACCUAGCGAUAUCAAGAUUUACAGGAACGACACUGCACGAUUUCCUUAUGGGGCUUAUCAUUACUAUUGUGUACCUGGAAAUGGAAAGUACUUGGAGAAACCUUAUAGCACUUGUGAUCCUUAUAGUAAUCCUCAGGCUCAAGAAAUUGUUCAGCUUUUGCCUCAUCCUAUAUGGGCUGAGUAUGGCUAUCCGACUAAAAAAGGUGAUGGUUGGGUUGGGGAUGCUAGAACUUGGGAGCUUGAUGUUGGCGGCCUUUCGAGUAGACUUUACUUUUAUCAGGAUCCGGAUUCGAAACCUGCAAAACGGAUAUGGACAUCGCUCGAUGUGGGGACUGAAGUAUUUGUGAGUCACAAAGAUGAAACAGCUGAAUGGACUCUAAGUGACUUUGAUGUGAUUCUGAAUUCCCCAACCGUUGUCUAGUUUUAGUUACAAUCGAACUUAAAUGAAUUUAUUGAUCACUGUUAUUAUUGAAUCCUAUUUACAAUCAGAAAGCAAACAAUAAUAUGUAACCGUUUUUUAGGCUUACAAGAGAGAUCUCAGAUUGCUCGGUUUUGAAGUAGAAUCAUUGUCGAUCUUUGGCUGCAAUACUCUUUGAUGUGGUUAUCAAAUGAUUAAGCCAUACAAGAAGAUCAACAAUACAUGCUUCUGUAUUCUCCUUGUUUGCAUAAUGAAAAGUCUCUAUCCGGAUCA